AUGGCGUGUUCCACAUCGGUCGGCUUGCCUUCGAGCGCAGUGCGCAUCUCGAUAAGGCGAAUUGGGAACGAGCCCGAAUUGCCAGAGGCGGGGAUCAGAGUCACGCGGACUCUGUCCUGCAAGCUUUUCGGAGAAACCGGUCUCUCCUCUACCGCAGAGUGCGGAGUCAGUUCAUCCGGAGGAUUCGUCGAUGCUGUGCUUGAUUCGGCCACGGUUGCUUCAGCGGUUGCUUCAGCUGGAGUGCUCGAGAUUGAAAAUGACCGGAUUUUCUGCCAGAAACCAGCCUCACCAAUCCACCCUCCUCUCUUCGCUUUCUCGGCUGACUUCGCAGGCGUCACAGAGGCGGCCUGCUGGUCGGCGGGGGCCAACGAAGGGGCGACGACGGGACCCAUCUCUAGGUCGCUGGCGUAG
This is a messenger RNA of Penicillium daleae, 411 nucleotides long. RefSeq lists its product as uncharacterized. The coding region runs from base 1 to 411 and encodes 136 amino acids. NCBI's taxonomy places the organism in Eukaryota, Fungi, Ascomycota, Eurotiomycetes, Eurotiales, Aspergillaceae. The transcript has a single exon. The record is from RefSeq and is a predicted model, not a curated record.